Nicrophorus vespilloides is the source of this 814-nucleotide messenger RNA. RefSeq names its product peptidyl-prolyl cis-trans isomerase FKBP2. The record is from RefSeq and is a predicted model, not a curated record. Bases 331 to 735 code for a protein of 134 amino acids. The transcript is spliced from 3 exons. Lineage: Eukaryota; Metazoa; Arthropoda; Insecta; Coleoptera; Silphidae. Gene Ontology annotation, molecular function: peptidyl-prolyl cis-trans isomerase activity. Gene Ontology annotation, biological process: protein peptidyl-prolyl isomerization.
GCAUGUUCACAAUUUAUGUGCCCGGGAAAUCAAUAGAGCUGUCAGCGUUUCCGAUACAGCAACAACAAAUCCCGGCAGAUAAUUUAUGCCAUCCAUUGCACUACGACGCAUCGUUGUACAUACUCAUCUUCACGGCAUCAAUUCUUGCAUCAAAACUCUCUCCAUCUACUACCACCUGAAGAUUUUUCAGUAAACGAAGGGUAGUAGUAAGAAUUUAGGAAGGAGGAGAAUCUCCAAUUUGAACUUUGAAACGCCCGUCGUCCAAUCGCUCUUUGCUGAACCAGAGCUGCGAUUCGUCCUGCUAAAUAUUUAAAAAAGUAACCUACAAAGAUGAAGAUAUUCAUUUGCGCUCUCGUUCUGAGUCUCGCAUUAAUUGCGCUUGCAGUAGAUGAUAGAAAGUUGCAGAUUGGCGUCAAGAAAAGACUUCUAAACUGCGAAACCAAGACGAAAAAGGGUGACUUCCUCCACGUCCACUACAGGGCUAUGUAUGAGAAUGAAGUGGAGUUUGAUAGCAGCUAUACCACUAAGCCAUUCACCUUCACUUUGGGCCUUGGUCAGGUCAUAAAAGGCUGGGACCAAGGGCUGCUUGGGAUGUGUGUUGGGGAAAUAAGGAAGCUUGUGGUCCCACCUCAUCUGGCAUAUGGCUUAAAAGGAGUCCCUCCAACAAUUCCACCAGAUGAGACAUUGAUAUUCUUCAUUGAACUACUCAAUAUAGAGGAGAGAGAUGAAUUGUAAAUGCAUUUAUUAUAAUUAUAUUGUAUAUUAAAGCUCAAAAAUAAAUCACCAAUACAAACACACUUAAAUAGAAAAUUUA